This is a messenger RNA of Cuscuta epithymum, 2579 nucleotides long. The record is from the annotation of a GenBank genome assembly. NCBI's taxonomy places the organism in Eukaryota, Viridiplantae, Streptophyta, Magnoliopsida, Solanales, Convolvulaceae.
CCCACAUUUUCAAGUUCAAUCUCAAAGUGGGUUCAUUUGUUCAACCUAGUGGAGUAUAUAUAUGAACUCUUUUCGUCCCAAAAUAAAUUUCAAUCUUUCGUUUUUCUGUCGUCCUAAUCUAAACCUCAAUCUCCCUCGUAUGAUUAGGUCACGCAUUCCUCAGUUUUUUAACCUGCUUACAAGAGUUUAAUUUGGGAAGGAGGCAGCACGGAGUAAUAGAUAAAGAGAAUUGGUGUACAGGCAUUGAAUAGAGUUGCAGAUGAUGAGGAGCUAAUUAGAGAUGGGCAUGGCCAAGGCAUGGAGGCAUGGCGGUGGCGCGUUGAGUAACCUGACUGUUGGGGGGGCGGCGCAACACCGGCAGAAGCAGCAUUGGUUUGGCCUCUGCACAUCUUCAUCGAGGCGGUCAAUCUCGUGGACGGCCGUAUGCGGUGUGAUACUCUUCGCCUUGGGGUUAAUCUCUCUCUUCACUGGCCAUGUCGCGACUAAUCUCGACUGGUACUCUCAGCACUCAUGGUUCUUCCCGCGGGAAAGGAGUAUUCGUGCACCUAUAGACAUUUGGGAUUCAAAAUAUUCGAAAUAUUACUAUGGAUGCAGUGAAAGAGGCCCAAGUUUUUCUAGCCCUGUUUCUGAGCGAUCUUCAAAUGGGUACCUACUCAUUGCAACUAGUGGAGGGCUAAACCAACAAAGGACUGGAAUAACUGAUGCAGUUGUAGUUGCAAGGAUACUGAAUGCAACUUUAGUUGUACCUGAGUUAGAUCACCAUUCAUUUUGGAAAGAUGACAGUGAUUUUGUCAACAUAUUUGAUGUGAACUGGUUCAUCUAUUACCUGGCCAAAGAUGUAACUAUUGUCAAGAGAGUCCCAGAGAAGGUUAUGAGAUCAAUGGAAAAACCCCCAUAUACAAUGCGUGUUCCUAGAAAGUCAGAGCCAGAAUACUAUUUGGACCAAGUAUUGCCUAUACUGUUACGAAGACGUGUUCUUCAGCUGACAAAGUUUGAUUAUCGCCUUAGUAAUGAAUUGGAUGUAGAACUACAGAGGUUGCGUUGUCGAGUGAAUUAUCAUGCCUUAAGAUUUACUAAACCCAUAAGAAGUAUGGGUCAAAAACUCGUGUUUCGUAUGCAGAAUAUGGCAAAGCGUUUUAUUGCUGUUCAUUUGAGAUUUGAACCUGAUAUGUUGGCAUUUUCUGGAUGCUACUAUGGUGGGGGUGAUGAAGAAAGAUAUGAACUUGGUCAAAUAAGGAAAAGAUGGGAGACCUUACCUGAGGCUAGCCCAGAUGAAGAGAGGAUGAGAGGGAAAUGCCCUUUGACACCUCAUGAAGUAGGUCUGAUGCUGCGAGCACUGGGAUUCAAAAACGACACUUACCUUUUUGUUGCAUCUGGAGAAAUAUAUGGUGGAGAAAAGACUCUUCAGCCCCUAAGAGAACUGUUUCCUAACUUUUAUUCCAAGGAGAUUCUUGGAGGUGAAGAACUAAAACCUUUCCUUUCAUAUUCUUCCCGCAUGGCCGCAGUUGAUUACAUAGUGUGCGAGGAAAGUGAUGUCUUCGUCACUAACAAUAACGGAAACAUGGCAAAGAUCCUUGCUGGUCGAAGGCGUUACAUGGGACACAAGAGGACCAUAAGGCCGAAUGCAAAAAGACUAAGUGCUCUAUUCAUGGAACGGGAGAGGAUGGGUUGGGACACGUUUGCCGCAAAGGUGAAGUCAUGCCAGCGGGGGUUCAUGGGAGAACCUGAUGAGAUGAAACCUGGGCGUGGGGAGUUUCAUGAAUAUCCCGCCUCCUGCAUAUGCCACAAACCCUUCUUCAAAUAUGACGUCAAUUCUAGCCUCGAGCAACACAACAUCGAUGUUCUCAGCAGCAUACAGAAACUCCAUGAAAGGGAAGUGAGAGCAGAACCGAAAACAUCUGUGCUGGAAGAUAGUACCGACCAUUGGGAUGACCCCUCGUCUGACUGACUGACUGCCUGCCUGCCUGCUUGCCAGCCAUUGAAUCAGUAUUUCCAUGGAAAGGACCAUACUCCUCCACACAUGGAGACCUGUGCUUGUGCCCUUUCCACUGGCUCUGUUUGGAUGAAGGGUUCUCGAGGUUUGGAGGAAAAGGGUUUGGAGAGCUUAGCCUUAUAUCUUGAGUUUCUUUUUGAAAUUUAACAUAGCUUGCGAUUUGUAUAACUUCGAAUCACCUUUUUGUAGACUGAGCUCUAGAAAGUCUUUCCCUCUAAGCUCGUCCAAAACCCUUCAUUUAAACUGACCCUUGAAGUUUGUUGCUUGGAGACCCCAAAUUUUGUUCUCAGCACAGAUCCAAGUACAGUUCGGAACAGCCCACUUCUUAGAGUUGUCUGUUAUCUUUUAUAUUAUCCCUGGAUCAGUGUAUACAUACAUACAUACAUGCAUAUAUAUAUAUAUAUAUAUAUAUUAUACAUAUGUAUGUGUACGUAUAUAGCAUAAGAUUCAGAAUUACGAGGAUGAGCUACAAAUUGUGCAUAAAUAUGAACUCCAUAAUUUGUAAAAUACACGAGCAGUAGGAAGAGUUGGUUAUUGCUUUUUCUCUAUCUUGCUUUUUGAGACAUGAACUGAGGACUACCACCAC